AUGCAUUCCUACCCCAGAGAUAGGAGCUGCCAAGUGGAACAGUUGCCUGGGCUCUUCCCAAAGGAUGUGAGAGGCAUCAGGAAUUUGUUAAUACAAGGCAAUUCCUUAGACCCUGCUCCUAUUCCGUUGGAAAAAUCAAACUUGCUCUCUUACCAGGUGUCUCCCAAUGUAGGGUCUACCCAGGAACAAGGGCUUCCCCAGAGACUCCUCACCACUAUGACGAGCUCCACAAUUCGAGGAAAUAACAGAGAGAAAAGUACAAUCAAAGAAAGGGUUAGUCAGUCUUCCCUUGCUCAAAUUCUCUUUUCUCAUGAAAACUUGAAGAACAGGCAGAGAUGAAGAGUUGUGGUCAAAGUUCUGACAGCUUUUACACUGUUGCUUGGUGGAAUUUCCAUUAUAGUAUUUGUCAUUUUUGAAGUCCCAUGACCUAGUCAAUGUCUUCAAGGAACCAGAAAGCUCCGCCAAUGCCAGCAGCUAUGGAGAAGGCAAAGGAAGGGAGACCUGCAGCCUGAAACAGAUGAGAAACAGGUUAGACAAGAUGCUCCUAAUUCAUCAAACCCAAAGAAAGCUACACUGAUUAUUGUUAUCCACCAGACAUACUUCUAAAAGUUCUGCUCUGCCUCAAAUACUUGAAGGAAUAUACUGUCUCCUUCUAUACUAUCUUUGUUCUACUGUUAAUCAGUAUGGGCAGAUUCUUGCCAGUGUUACACUCUUACAUUCACUGAGACCUUAUAAUCAACAAUAGUGAUACGAUAGAGAAGGGGAAGCCUGGGCUGAGAAGUUACCCUCAUGCCACUGCUAUUGAUGUAAUACCUGGACUGUGUGAUUCAACUUGGUAUAUCCACAGUAAUGGAUAUAUUUCCAUUCCAUCAAAUGAAGACAAAGGCCUAUCUCCAAACACUAUGAAUGGACCUCACAGCUCUCCUUGAUAAGAUUUAAAUAUAGCAUCCAAACAUCCCAACUGCUAUCAUAGCUGACUUAAAGUUCAACUGGCUUUCAACUAACUAGAUAGGGUGCC
Molecule: messenger RNA, 1018 nt
Organism: Perognathus longimembris pacificus (Pacific pocket mouse)
Lineage: Eukaryota; Metazoa; Chordata; Mammalia; Rodentia; Heteromyidae
Gene: C17H17orf78
Product: chromosome 17 C17orf78 homolog
Exons: 8
Source: RefSeq, a predicted model, not a curated record